Molecule: messenger RNA, 5772 nt
Organism: Beta vulgaris subsp. vulgaris (sugar beet)
Lineage: Eukaryota; Viridiplantae; Streptophyta; Magnoliopsida; Caryophyllales; Amaranthaceae
Product: brefeldin A-inhibited guanine nucleotide-exchange protein 1
Exons: 11
Coding region: 235-5484 (1749 amino acids)
Biological process (GO): regulation of ARF protein signal transduction
Cellular component (GO): trans-Golgi network
Molecular function (GO): guanyl-nucleotide exchange factor activity
Source: RefSeq, a predicted model, not a curated record
CAAUUUUUCAUAAUUUAAACACCAAUCUCAAAUCUAUACAUUUCAUCUUCCCCUACUCUCUUUCUCGCACGUGUCUGUUAACCGACUUUUCUCUUCAGACUAACGCCAACUAAAAUUUCCCUCCGGUCAUCCUUUUCACUACUUCAGGCCAAAAAAACAUUUUCUCUCUCCUCAUUCAUCAAUGGCGAUCUCAAUUUCAGAUCUCUAAAAUAUUUCAAUUUUUCUCUCUCAUCAAUGGCGUCAUCUCAAGCACUCGGUGGUUCUACUCGUUGCGGCAAAAUCCUAGGUCCAUCCUUCGACAAAAUCAUCAAGAAUGUCGCAUGGCGGAAACACACAAACCUCGUUGCAGCUUGUAAAUCCGCCAUUGAUAAGCUUGAAACCCUAACAGAACUUCCUUCGAUUUCUCUCUCCUCUACGAUCCCUACUUUAUCGCCUUCCGACGCCGACUCUCUUAUCUCUCCUCUUCUUCUCGCUCUAGAUUCGGCUUCUCCGAAAAUCAUCGAUCCUGCUCUUGAUGCUCUCUUUCGUCUAUUCUCUUGCAAUCUUAUCCGGUUUGAACUUGAUCGUUCUUCCGAUGAGAAUCGUAAUUUGAUUGUUUUUCAGCUGAUUGAAUCGGUUUGUAAGUGUUGCAGUUUAGGAGAUGAGUUGGUUGAGUUCAGCGUCAUGAAGGUGCUUCUUUCGGCGAUUCGAUCGUCGUAUGUUGUGUUUAGAGGUGAUUAUCUUAACCACAUUGUUAAGACUUGUUAUAAUGUUUAUUUAGGAGGUUUGAAUGGGACUAAUCAGAUCUGUGCUAAGGCUGUUUUAGCUCAGAUUAUGUUAAUUGUUUUUACUCGUAUUGAAGAGGAUUCUAUGUUUGUAAAUAGUUUUAGAAUUAUUACGGUUUCAGAGUUGUUGGAAUAUACUGAUAGGAAUUUGAGUGAAGGAAAUUCGGUUCAGUUGGUUCAGAAUGUGAUCAAUGAUGUUAUGGAGUCUAAUGAAGGGGUGGAGGAUGUUAAACAACAACAGUCUGAAAACCCUAUGAAUGGGAAUGGGAAUGGGAACGCGAAUUCGGAUGAGAAUCCGAGUGAUGGUGAUGUUUCGGGGGUGAAAGUGGAGGAAAAUAGAGAAGCAGAGGUAAAUAUGGAGGAGAAAUUUGAAGGUGCAUUGGAGGUGAAAAGUGUAGGAGGAUUGGAAGCAACAGGAGAAAGGGAUAGUAUGCUUAGAGAGGAUGGAUUCAUGCUAUUUAAGAACUUGUGUAAAUUGUCAAUGAAGUUUUCUUCGCAGGAGCAUUCUGAUGAUGAGAUUCUUCUUAGGGGGAAGAUCCUAUCUUUGGAAUUGUUGAAGGUGAUCAUGGAUAAUAGCGGUCCUGUUUGGCGCUCAAAUGAGAGCUUUCUGAAUGUUAUCAAACAGUUCCUCUGCUUGUCGUUGUUGAAGAACAGUGCAUUGUCAGUGAUGACCAUCUUCCAGCUUCUGUGUUCUAUAUUUAUGAGCCUGUUAUCCAAAUUCAGAUCAGGGCUCAAAGCGGAGAUUGGAAUCUUCUUUCCAAUGCUUAUCCUUCGCGUCCUUGAGAAUAUACUUCAACCUCGUUUUAUACAGAAAAUGACUGUCCUCAACCUGCUUGAGAAAAUUUCUCAGGAUCCACAGUUAAUCAUCGAUAUAUUUGUCAACUAUGACUGUGAUCUUGACUCUCCAAAUAUUUACGAGAGGACGGUUAAUGGCCUCUUGAAGACUGCUCUUGGCCCGCCACCUGGUUCUGCUACAAAUUUGCCUCCGGUUAAGGAUCUUACUUUCCGGGUUGAAUCAGUGAAGUGCCUAGUUAGAAUUGUCAAGUCAAUGGGAACUUGGAUGGACCAGCAAUCGAAAAUAGAGGAAUCUUCCUUGUCAACUAGAUCCUCCGUGGUGUCUGGUUCAGUAGACAUACAGUCUGUCUUGAAUGGAGAGGAGGGGAUGACUACAGAGUAUGAAUUGCAUCCAGAAUCGAAUCCUGAGUUGUCAGAUGCUGCUACGCUUGAGCAACGUCGAGCUUAUAAACUUGAAAUUCAGAAAGGUAUCGCAUUGUUUAACAGGAAACCUUCCAAAGGUGUCGAAUUUUUAAUUAACACCAAAAAAGUUGGUGGUUCUCCUGAAGAAGUGGCCUUUUUCCUGAAGAACACUGCUGGCCUGAAUCCGACAGUCAUUGGUGACUACUUGGGAGAACGAGAAGAAUUUCCAUUAAAAGUCAUGCAUGCUUAUGUAGAUUCAUUCGAAUUUGAAAAUUUGGACUUUGGUGAAUCUAUUCGAUAUUUCCUGCGUGGGUUCAGAUUACCUGGAGAGGCUCAAAAGAUAGAUCGGAUUAUGGAAAAGUUUGCUGAGCGCUAUUGUAAAUGCAAUCCUAAUUCCUUUAAAAGUGCAGAUACAGCUUAUGUCCUUGCUUAUUCUGUCAUAAUGCUCAACACAGAUGCUCAUAACAGCAUGGUAAAGGAUAAGAUGACCAAGGCUGAUUUUAUUCGGAACAAUCGAGGAAUCGAUGAUGGCAAGGACUUACCUGAAGAGUAUCUAGGUGCUCUCUAUGAUCAUAUUGUGAAAAAUGAAAUUAAAAUGAAGGCUGAAAAUUCACAACCACAGAGCAAGCAAGUUAAUGGAUUCAACAGGUUAUUGGGCUUGGAUGGUAUACUGAACUUAGUCAUGGGGAAGCAGCCAGAAGAAAAACCUUUGAGCGCAAAUGAUCUUCUUAUCAAGAACAUCCAAGAGCAAUUUAAGGCAAAGUCUGGAAAAUCAGAGUCUGUUUUUUAUGCAGUUACAGAUGUCUCGAUAUUGAAGUUUAUGGUGGAAGUUUGUUGGGGUCCUAUGCUGGCUGCAUUUAGUAUGACACUCGACCAGAGUGAUGACAAGUUAGCUACUUCAGAAUGUUUGCAAGGCUUCCGGUAUGCUGUACAUGUAACAGCAGUGCUUAGUAUGCAGACCCAAAGAGAUGCUUUUGUGACCUCUUUGGCCAAAUUCACUUAUCUCCACUGUGCAGCAGAUAUGAAGCAAAAGAAUGUUGAUGCUAUGAAGACGAUUAUGUUGAUAGCUAUUGAAGAUGGAAAUUAUCUUCAAGAAGCAUGGGAGCACAUCUUAACAUGUUUGUCUAGAUUUGAACAUUUGCAACUUCUGGGAGAAGGUGUUCCUCCUGAUGCGUCAUUCUUGAGUAUGUCUAAUGCUGAACCUGAACAGAAAUCACUUAAGUCCAGCGACUUAGCUUCUUUAAAGAAAAAAGGAGCCCUUCAGAAUCCGGCUGUGGCAGCUGUUGUUCGAGGUGGAUCCUAUGACAGCAGCGCACUUGGUGCUACCUCCCCAAAAAUGGUUACCCCAGAACAAGCCAAUCACUUCAUCUCAAAUUUGCACUUGCUCGAUCAAAUCGGGAGCUAUGAGUUAAAUCACAUAUUUGCGCAUAGCCAAAGGUUGAACAGUGAGGCAAUAGUGUCCUUUGUGAGAGCUCUUUCUAAAGUUUCAAUGGCAGAGUUGCAGUCUCCAACUGAUCCACGUGUGUUCAGCCUCACAAAGAUAGUUGAAAUUGCGCACUAUAAUAUGAAUCGCAUCAGACUGGUCUGGUCUCGCAUCUGGAAUGUUCUUUCAGAUUUCUUUGUGUCUGUUGGCCUAUCAGAAAACCUCUCGGUGGCAAUUUUUGUCAUGGAUUCAUUACGACAGCUUGCUAUGAAGUUUCUUGAGCGUGAGGAGUUGGCAAAUUACAAUUUCCAGAAUGAAUUCUUGAGGCCCUUUGUCAUUGUAAUGCAAAAGAGUAGCUCUGCUGAAAUUAGAGAACUAAUAGUCCGCUGCAUUUCUCAGAUGGUCCUAAGCCGUGUCAGUAAUGUGAAGUCUGGAUGGAAAAGUGUAUUUAUGGUUUUUACAACAGCUGCUGCUGAUGAGCAGAAGAGUAUAGUGUUAUUGGCCUUUGAGACUAUGGAAAAGAUUGUACGGGAGUAUUUCCCUUACAUAACUGAGACUGAGUCUACAACUUUCACAGAUUGCGUUAGAUGUCUCAUAACCUUUACAAACAGCAAAUUUAAUAGUGAUGUCAGCUUCAAUGCCAUUGCAUUUCUCCGAUUUUGUGCUGUUAAGCUUGCAGAGGGGGGAUUGUUUUGCAAUGAGGAUAGCCAAGAUGCCAAUUUAUACGAUUUAAGUGGCAGUGGGGAGGCUUCCGAUAGACAAGCUUUUACUGGCAAAGAUGAAAAUAUCUCCUUCUGGAUGCCUUUGCUUACAGGGUUAUCAAGGUUGACAUCUGAUCCAAGAUCAGCCAUCAGAAAGAGCUCGGUUGAAGUGCUAUUUAACAUCCUCAUGGAUCAUGGCAGCCUCUUUUCUAGGCCGUUUUGGAAUGCUAUUUUCAAAUUUGUUGUUUUCCCUAUACUCAGCAAUAGAGCUGGCAAUGAUGAAAAUGAGGUGAAUGAUGACCAAUCACCUCAAACUUCUAAAGACUCGUCCUCUCAGGGAAGGCCCUGGGACUCUGAAACUUCUUCAUUGGCAGCAGAACGUCUUGUUGAUGUUUUUGUUACAUUCUUCAGUGUUGUGAGAUCUCAACUACCAAAUGCUGUUACUGUAUUGGCUGUUUUCAUCAAGAGUCCAGGUCCUGCUUCUGCUAAAACUGGGAUAGCUGCUUUGGUACGUUUAACCAGUGAAUUGGGAACCAGGCUUUCUGAAGAUGAUUGGAGAGGUAUGUUAAUGGCUAUCAAAGAUGCUGCUGCUUCAACUCUUCCAGGGUUUUUGAGGGUCUUGAGAACUAUGGAUAGCAUUGAUAUUCCUGAUGCUAUGGAAUCCUAUCAUGGUCUUGAUGACAAUGAAAUAUCGAACAACGAUUUGGAGGAUGACUCAUUGCAAACUGCUGCAUAUCUGGUCUCAAGAAUUAAAAGUCAUAUUGCAGUUCAGUUGGUCAUCUUACAGCUUGUGACUGAUCUUUACAAGACACACCAUGAUGGCCUGUCAACAGCUAACCUCAAGAUCCUUCUCGAACUUUUUUCAAUGAUUUCAUCUCAUGCUAAUCAAUUAAGCCAUGAAGGUAUCAUACUGAAGAAGCUUCAGACAGUGUGCAACAUGAUUGAGCUCUCUGAGCCUCCGGUGGUUCAUUUUGAAAACGAGUCUUACCAAAGCUACCUAAACUUCCUUAGUGACUUACUUUUGGAACGACCAUCUGCUUCAGAAGAUAUUGACUUGGAAGCAGAGGUUGUUUCCGUUUGUGAGAAAAUAUUAGUGAUGUACGUGAAGUGCGCUGGCACCCACUCCAGCAAGCCAACGCCUCCAGAUGAGCCCGAGGCACAUUGGAUUCUUCCAUUGCUUUCAGCGAAAAAGGAAGAACUUGCCGCACGAAGUACUUUGCUCUUAUCAGCAUUACAAACGUUGAGUCGCUUGGAGAAAGACUCGUUUAAAAGGUACAUUUCACGUCUAUUCCCCUUGUUGGUUGAUCUUGUGCGAAGUGAACACAGCUCAAUAGAAGUAUUACCAGUUUUGAGUCACAUGUUUCAAACCUGUAUAGGCCCAAUAAUUGUUGAAUCAUAAAUUCUUUUGGUAUAAAUAUGAGUGGUCUUCCCCUCCCUCCCAGGUUCACCGUUUGGGACCUCUUUGACUGGCUUUCUUUUUGACAGCCUCAAGGUCAUUGAUACCAAAAUUUUGUACUUAAAUAGAUAGUAGAAUGUGUUACAGAUGUAAAAGCGAAAAUUCAUAGCAGUGAACUAUAGUCGAAAUUUAUCCAUUAAUUUGUUAGUGUUUGUAAAUCUCAAUAAUUGUCUCAAACUUGUCCCUGCAAUGUAUUUUGGAAAUCCCUUUUCGGGCCGAGACGUUCUUACA